CAGGUUGAUUACCGUCAAAGCCAUACCAGAAAAAUGCUUAGGAACACUAUCAGCCGCUUGUUACAAAAUAAUUCUCUAAAAUGUGUUACCGGAACUACUUCUUCUCGGAGUAUAAAUCUCAUUCCCAUGGUGGUAGAACAAACUGGCAGAGGAGAACGGGCCUAUGAUAUAUUCUCGCGACUGCUGAAAGAACGGAUUAUUUGCCUUAUGGGAAACAUAACCGAUGACAUUAGCUCUACCGUGGUUGCUCAAUUGUUGUUUUUACAAUCUGAGAAUGUCAACAAGCCAAUCCACUUGUAUAUAAAUUCUCCGGGUGGCGUUGUUACUGCUGGUCUUGCCAUUUACGACACUAUGCAGUACGUUAAGCCGCCUAUAGCGACGUGGUGCGUUGGUCAAGCAUGUUCAAUGGGAUCACUUUUAUUGGCUGCAGGAGCACCGGGAAUGCGAUAUUCAUUACCUAAUGCCAGAAUUAUGAUACAUCAACCCUCUGGAGGCGCACAAGGUCAAGCCACCGAUAUCCUAAUACAUGCCGAGGAAAUUAUCAAAAUUAAACGCCAACUUACUAGCAUAUAUGUAAAGCAUGCUAAAAACUCGUACGAAGAAAUGUGCCAACGAAUGGAGCGGGAUCAUUUCAUGACCCCCGAUGAGGCCAAGAUACUUGGUAUUAUUGAUCACGUGCUUGAACACCCACCAGAAACAGUCUCAGACAGUGGGCCGACAUCUGAUGGUGGUAAAACUGCUGGUAAAUCUGUUUCUGAUGAGCCCCAGAGGAAAAGGUCAAACCAGGCAGCUUAAGAUCUUUUCAUUUACGGAAACCCAAAUUCAAGCUUUAUCUUUAAAAUUGAAAAGCAACUUUCAUAUAAAAACUAUUUUUUCAAUACUUUUGUCAAUUUAAAAAAAAAAAAGAACACAUAUAUAUAUAUAUAUUUAUUUAAAUAUAUCUAAUUCAGACAUAACUACAUUUGCAUACGCAAAUGUUUGACAGAUGAAAGAAACUAGAA
Molecule: messenger RNA, 1001 nt
Organism: Drosophila persimilis
Lineage: Eukaryota; Metazoa; Arthropoda; Insecta; Diptera; Drosophilidae
Gene: ClpP
Product: ATP-dependent Clp protease proteolytic subunit
Exons: 3
Coding region: 34-795 (253 amino acids)
Biological process (GO): protein quality control for misfolded or incompletely synthesized proteins
Cellular component (GO): endopeptidase Clp complex
Molecular function (GO): ATPase binding; serine-type endopeptidase activity; ATP-dependent peptidase activity
Source: RefSeq, a predicted model, not a curated record